CAUCUUUAAGGAACCGCCAUCAUGCUUCAUUUAUUUUUUUAUUCUUUUGUUUGCAUAUAUCAAAUGUCACUCACCUAAUCCGAAUACCACCGGAUUAGCUUCCCAGGUGCUCACUGCUAACCAGAUUUACAUUUUAUUUUCCUUACAUGGAUUCUUCUUUAACUUUAUUUUCUGGAUUAUAGGGCAAUCGACUCAUUGGUAUCUUCACCCACAACUAACAAAUUUUGAAAUUUGCCAUGAAUUUAGAUUCUUCCUCUGUCUCACAAGAUGAAUAAAAUUUGAAAUAUUGAGAGAAAAAAAUAAUGAAAACUCAAGAAAUAUAAUUUAUAUUAACGUACUUUGUAUCAAAAAAGUAUUUUAAUUUAUUAUGAAUGUGAAUAAUUUUUAUUUAUUACGUUGAAUUUGAUAUAUUUUUUGUUAACAGUAAUUUAAAUAAUAAUAUACUAACUAUUAUUUAAAAAAUAUAUUUCAAAUUUAUUCCUACAAAUUAAUUUUAAAAAUUUAAUUUUCAUUUUCAUUUUAAUAUAAUUUUCACUAUUUAAAUUUAUAUUUAUAUCAAAUUUUUACAAAAAUAAAUUAAUAAUCAUUUAUUUUAUUAAUUAAAACAUUUUUUAACAUACCUAUUACAUCAUUUUCAAAGUAUUAAAAAAAAAUCUUUAAAAUUUUUCAAAUCCUAAUCCAAACAAUACCAAAAUUCCAUUUCCAUUUCCAUCUCCAAAGUCCAUUCACUCAAUUUCUCUCACAUUCACUCUCGGAUCUAAACACAAGUUUUCAUUUGGAUUAAGAUGUUAGCAAUUGGUGGUUAGAUUUUGGAAGAGUUCAAAUGGCGGUGGAGAGUGUAUGAUCCUUAAAAUUUAGGACACUGUUAUUAUUAUUAGUUUAGCUGUAAAAGCGUUUGCCUUGGCUGUCACUUGGCGGUGUCUCUCUUCCAAAAGGAAACAACAAAAUGAGAUAGGGUUUGUGCAGCUAACUCUGUCAAGUGCAAUGUUUCAGACUCUCUCUCACCAUGUCCCAAACUUAGGGGAGAGGGACCAACCGCGUCUCUUCCAACAAUAUCUAAUCUUUUUGUUUCUGGAUAAUAGCGAGCACCAUCUGUGAACUUUCUUAUUCACAAAAGCUACCCAACUGUGUCCAGCUUUGCUUUACAAAUUGCAUUUUGGCAUGCAGUGCCUCACAUUGUCCUCACCUCACCAACCAACAUACUUAUAAAUAACAUCAUCAACCAUUUUUCAUACACAUACUUAUCCAUUCAAUCACUACCAAUUGCUGAACAUCUUUCACUCACUACACACUAUAACUGCUUUUGGAGAUGGCUUUAACUUCUUCUUACAUGCUUUUAUUCCCCCUUCUAGUGAUGAUUGCCUUUGCUGGUGACUUCAACAAAGACUUUGAUCUCACUUGGGGAGAUGGCCGAGCCAAGAUACUAAACAAUGGAGAGUUGCUCACUCUGACACUGGACCAAGCGUCUGGUUCGGGAUUCCAAUCAAAGAAUGAGUAUCUCUUUGGGAAGAUUGACAUGCAGCUCAAGCUUGUCCCUGGAAACUCUGCUGGCACUGUCACCGCCUAUUAUUUAUCUUCAAAAGGAUCAACUUGGGAUGAGAUAGAUUAUGAAUUUCUGGGGAAUCUAAGCGGUGACCCCUACAUUCUUCACACAAACGUUUUCAGCCAAGGCAAAGGGAACAGGGAACAACAAUUCUAUCUAUGGUUUGAUCCAACUGCUGAUUUCCAUACUUACUCUAUCACGUGGAACCCCCAGCGGAUUAUAUUCUCCGUUGAUGGCACUCCCAUUAGAGAGUUCAAGAACUCAGAGGCUAUUGGGGUCCCCUUCCCAAAGAAUCAGCCCAUGAGGAUAUACUCGAGUUUGUGGAAUGCUGAUGACUGGGCAACAAGAGGUGGACUUGUGAAGACAGAUUGGACACAAGCUCCAUUCACAGCUUCCUACAGAAACUUCAAUGCUCAAGCUUGCAUAUGGUCUUCUGGAGCAUCGUCUUGUGGUUCGAGUGCUUCUGAAUCCACCAGUGGUUCUUCGUGGCUUUCGCAGGAGCUGGACUCUGCAGGCCAACAGAGGUUGAAAUGGGUGCAGAGGAACUACAUGAUAUACAACUAUUGCACAGAUGCGAAGCGUUUUCCACUGGGUUUUCCUCCCGAAUGCAACAUCUCUUGAGAGAAACACAAAGCGAUGCAUACUUUUAUCUUAUGUUCUUCUAGGAUCAGAGUGUCAUUCCUAUAUUUGUGUAUUUAUGUAGCUAUUAUACCUAAAUUCUUUCAUUUGUUCGUUCCCCUGGUGGUCUUCACUGUAUUAACAGCCAUUUUUAUAAUAGAAAAUACGUUCUUUUCUAUAA
This is a messenger RNA of Vigna angularis (adzuki bean), 2342 nucleotides long. Its product is annotated as xyloglucan endotransglucosylase/hydrolase protein 22. Gene Ontology annotation, molecular function: hydrolase activity, hydrolyzing O-glycosyl compounds; xyloglucan:xyloglucosyl transferase activity. The coding region runs from base 1310 to 2164 and encodes 284 amino acids. NCBI's taxonomy places the organism in Eukaryota, Viridiplantae, Streptophyta, Magnoliopsida, Fabales, Fabaceae. Gene Ontology annotation, cellular component: cell wall; apoplast. The transcript has 3 exons. The record is from RefSeq and is a predicted model, not a curated record. Gene Ontology annotation, biological process: xyloglucan metabolic process; cell wall biogenesis.